Messenger RNA from Tachysurus fulvidraco (yellow catfish), 1414 nucleotides. RefSeq names its product H6 family homeobox 4 (gene hmx4). Gene Ontology annotation, biological process: regulation of transcription by RNA polymerase II. Gene Ontology annotation, molecular function: RNA polymerase II transcription regulatory region sequence-specific DNA binding; DNA-binding transcription factor activity, RNA polymerase II-specific. Gene Ontology annotation, cellular component: nucleus. The record is from RefSeq and is a predicted model, not a curated record. The transcript is spliced from 2 exons. NCBI's taxonomy places the organism in Eukaryota, Metazoa, Chordata, Actinopteri, Siluriformes, Bagridae. The coding region runs from base 116 to 799 and encodes 227 amino acids.
CUCGCACAAGUCUGCGAGUUGCUAGUCGGUUGCGGAGCGAUGGUGCUCGAGGGGACCGAGGUCUGGGUGUGAAGCUGCACGGAGACCUGGACACGAAAAAAACCUGCCUGUGAAUAUGAGCAAGGACGAACCUCCGCGUCGAGCCGCUUCCUUUAAGUUCACUAUUGACAGCAUUCUCAAUCUGAAGUCGAGCGCACGAGUGUUUGACAGCUGUCACUCAAAAGCUCCGCGCGUUCCAGUCCGCGGAGACGCGCUUCCUCUUCGGCACGAGAACUCUCUUAACGAUCGGACGCGUGCAGAAGUAACCACCGGAUGCGAGGAUGAACCUUUCCAAAGCGCUGCCGGCGGAAGCGCAGACACGCACGGAAGCUCUGCGCUUGAGAACGGCACCGAGAAGAGCACACGGAUGGCGGCGAAAAAGAAAACACGCACCAUCUUUUCCAAGCGGCAGAUCUUCCAGCUGGAGUCAACGUUCGACGCCAAGCGGUACCUGAGCAGCGCGGAGCGCGCGUGCCUGGCCAGCUCUCUGCAGCUCACCGAGACUCAGGUGAAAAUAUGGUUCCAAAACCGGCGGAAUAAAUUAAAAAGGCAGCUGCUGUCGAGUGAAAUGGACGGACCGAGUAACGAGUUGAACGACAGCGCAAAAACAGUGACGCUUCCGCUGUUCUAUAAAGAAAACGCUUUAUUAGGAAGAUGUUUAUUACCGACUGCUCUGCCGCUCGUGUAUCCCGGAAGCAACGCGCCUUACUUGUGCUUCUCAAACGCCAACAAAUACUUCGGGCUUUUUGAAGAUGUUUGACUUUCUUAAAUCCACUUUUUGAAAGGUCACUAUAUUUUUUUUCUUGCAAAAUGAGUAAAAACACGUCGAUUUUUUAGCCUAAACCUUUAAAGUAUUACUUUUCUUGCCUUUUUUUUUUGCAGUGAAAGUUGAGAGAUUAACAGGGACCUGUUUAUUUCUAUGCAAAGCUGAAAAGCUGAGGUUAUUUAUUUAUAAACUUUAACUAUUUUGAUAUAGCCUAACAUAUUUUAUACUCUUAUGACCACAUAUUGAGCAGCAGCCAUAUCCCCUCCAGUGCCAACCUACAGAACAUCAAGUUUACAUUAUUAUUAUUAUUAUUAUUAUUAUUAUUAUUAUUAUUAUUAUUAUUACAACUUCACCAAAGAUCUAUGACUGCAUGUGUGUUGUUUAUAACUUCCUGCAUAUAGGCUUACAGCUCAAUUCAACCCAUUUGAAAUGAAUGUAAAUGCUAUUAAUUAUUAUUAUUAUUAUUAUUAUUAUUAUUAUUAUUAUUUUGUUAUUCGUUUACUGCAUGUUUAUUUUUAUCACCUUAUUUCUUAUUGGUGUAAUGUGGCCAAGUAGCUCACAUUUAGGCCUCUUCACACCAUUUUUAUUAAAUUUCCUGUUUUACACUUA